AUGGUGCUAAUGGUGAUCAUUUUCUUGCUACUUCUGUUCUGGGAAAACGAGCUGAAUGAUAAUGUUGUGAUGACAUCGUUAGAACACUUGAAUGUAGACUACCCUCAGAAUGGUGUUCCUCUAAGGUACUGCAACUAUAUGAUCCUCCAGAGAGGAAUAAGAGAACCUGACCACGCAUGCAAAAAGGAGCAUGUCUUCAUCCAUGAGAGGCCUCAAAAGAUCAAUAGCAUUUGUACUUCUCCCAAGAAAGUGCCUUGCCAAAACCAUUCUACUGUAUUAUGCUUCCAGAGCCAGACAAGGCUCAAAAUGACAGUCUGCCAGCUUAUUGAUGGCACCAGAUACCCUGCCUGUAGGUACCAUAUUUCCCUCACAACAGGGUUUGUGCUCAUCACAUGUGAUGGCUUUGGGCCAGUCAAUUUACAAGGAUAUAUUGAAUAA
Dipodomys ordii (Ord's kangaroo rat) is the source of this 438-nucleotide messenger RNA. Its product is annotated as probable inactive ribonuclease-like protein 12. Bases 1 to 438 code for a protein of 145 amino acids. The transcript has a single exon. Lineage: Eukaryota; Metazoa; Chordata; Mammalia; Rodentia; Heteromyidae. The record is from RefSeq and is a predicted model, not a curated record. Gene Ontology annotation, molecular function: nucleic acid binding.